Messenger RNA from Sinocyclocheilus rhinocerous, 1075 nucleotides. RefSeq names its product zinc finger protein 239. The transcript has 2 exons. NCBI's taxonomy places the organism in Eukaryota, Metazoa, Chordata, Actinopteri, Cypriniformes, Cyprinidae. Gene Ontology annotation, molecular function: RNA polymerase II cis-regulatory region sequence-specific DNA binding; DNA-binding transcription factor activity, RNA polymerase II-specific. The record is from RefSeq and is a predicted model, not a curated record. The coding region runs from base 118 to 984 and encodes 288 amino acids. Gene Ontology annotation, biological process: regulation of DNA-templated transcription.
GCAAAUGCACCACAAAUCGGUUUGUCAUCCACCACAAAAGUGAAAGAAGAAGGAUGCGAUGAACGCAACUUGUUUCUAGGCUGUGAUUGACUGGAUUGGUGUAUCAUCUAGGUCGUGAUGGAUGAGAACAAUGAGGACGAAGAUCUGAAUGAAGCGGCGGAGAAACACCAUCAUGUCGAAACUGGAGAACAACCAGAGCCGAGGCCAAAAAAAUCUUUCGCCUGCCCUCAGUGUGGAAAGACUUUCAACUACAAACACAACCUUCAGGUUCACAUGAGAGUUCACACUGGGGAGAAGCCAUUCAUGUGCGAUUAUUGCGGAAAGAGUAUCAAAUACGAAAGAAACUUUCAAGAACACCGACGAACCCACACUGGAGAGAGACCCUAUUCAUGUAUUCACUGCGGAAAGAGUUUUGCUAAUAAAAAAACCUUUAAGAUCCACACCCGGAUCCACACCGGAGAGAAGCCGUUCACAUGCGAUCUGUGUGAGAAGAGAUUCACACAAGCAAGAGCUCUCAAAUCGCAUCUGCGUUCUCACUCUGGAGAAAGACCGUUUCACUGCGAUCAGUGUGGUAAAACCUUUUUUACAGCACUAUCCCUGAGGAAGCACUUGAAAAUCCACACGCAGGAGAAACCUCACGUGUGUUCGUUGUGUGGAAAAGCUUUUACAGAGCUUGGUUCUUUAAUAGUUCACCAGAAGAGACACGAGGGUCUGAAGAAUCACAUAUGCGGUGAGUGCGGGAAGUCGUUUAUUACAAAUAGUGAACUGAAAGUGCACCAGAAAGUUCACUCUGGAGAAAAACCGUUCCAGUGUUCACACUGCGACAAGAGAUUUAAUCAAACCGGACAUCUGAAAACACACGAGAGGAUCCACACCGGAGAGAAACCGUAUCACUGCACUGCAUGCGGGAAGAGCUUCAGUCAGUUCGCUUCUCUUCUCAGACAUAAAAGCACUAAUAUCUGCAAUAGUUUUGACAAAACCUGAUGAUCCAUGAUUUGAAAAUCAUUAGACAUUGCAGGGGUGUUGGAAGUUAUGUAAAUAACUUACGUCAAUGUAUGAUUUAAAGUGACAUUAA